Bombina bombina (fire-bellied toad) is the source of this 4105-nucleotide messenger RNA. It is a transcript of the gene WNT5A, whose product is annotated as Wnt family member 5A. Gene Ontology annotation, cellular component: extracellular region. NCBI's taxonomy places the organism in Eukaryota, Metazoa, Chordata, Amphibia, Anura, Bombinatoridae. Gene Ontology annotation, biological process: cell fate commitment; neuron differentiation; multicellular organism development. Gene Ontology annotation, molecular function: frizzled binding; cytokine activity. Bases 995 to 2137 code for a protein of 380 amino acids. The transcript is spliced from 5 exons. The record is from RefSeq and is a predicted model, not a curated record.
GAGAUAGACGCAGCAGGCAGCUCUGGGCACAUAGAAACGCUGCAAACCCCCUGACUGUGAUGCCCAAGUCCCUCUGCAUUACGCACAACCUGAUUUAACUUCUCUGAUCAGCACAAGGAUUUUUUUUUGCUGGACUGGAUGUAAAUUUCUAUGUAUUUUUUUUUUGCACAUGGAUUGUAUGAGCUCACCCAGAGGACUUUAAUUCGGGUGGGAAAUCUAUUUCAAUCAAGAGGCAAUUUGCUACACAAACACAGGCAGUUCUGGGAUUGAGGAAUAACUAUUUUGGUUCCUUGCACAUCAUUUUCUGGAGACCUUGUGCAGUACAGCUAGACCCAUACAAACUUCCAAAGCAGAUCAGAAGUUGAACAGUCAUCUAAGGAUAUUUUGUUUUUAAAAAAAUAAAAAAAACUGAUUAAUCAAGGCUGAUUUUCAAUUCCAAGGUCUAAGGACACUCAGAUGGACUGUGUAAAGCAAACUGUGUGCAGCCUCUGCCUUUGCUGCUAUGGGCAGGUUGUGAGCAGUGUAAGUAGCCAAACCCUGGGGUGCACUGAGUAGAAGUAACCGUGUGAGGUUCUGCUACAAUACAGGGGGCUUCUUGGCAUGAUCUUGGGUGACACAGAUCUCUGGUCCUACAAGCUGAAGUUAUAUCCAUUUAUAAAGCACAGAACUUGCAUUUGAAGGGAAAUAUAGAACCCCCCCUUACCUUGCAACCUUCAUAAAGAAGCCCAAGGUAAGGAUUACUUAAAAAGGGAAGGAGAUUUAUAAACCAGCGAGUUGUUGGCUAAGCACAAAGGGGAACCGCUAGCUGUGGGGGUUUAAGUCUCAAUUUAGUGGGAACAACCCCCCCCAAAAAAAAAAAAAAGUUGCAUUUAUCUAAACUCAGGAUAUCCAAUCCUCAAGCUCUUGUUUUGAUUCAUUCAUUGGAAAUUAGGAUUUACAUUUCUCAUUCUCUAAAAUAAAUUUGGAUUAUUUAUCAGAUCUUCAUAAGUAAGCCAUGAUUAAGAACCCGUUGGGAUUACUAACUGAAGGAAAAGUUUUUAGAAUUUUUGGAAGUACAAUGAUUUCCAAGUACCUUUUAGUGUUUAUUGCACUGCUCUCCUGUCUCACCCAGGGUGUCAUAGAAGCUAGCUCUUGGUGGUCUUUAGCUAUGAAUCCAGUUCAGAUCCCAGAAGUAUACAUUAUAGGAGCACAGCCACUAUGCAGCCAAUUGUCAGGGCUUUCUCAAGGACAGAAGAAACUCUGCCAGUUGUACCAAGACCAUAUGCAAUAUAUUGGAGAAGGAGCAAAGACAGGAAUUAAAGAGUGUCAGCAUCAGUUCAGACACAGAAGGUGGAACUGCAGCACGGUGGAUAAUACAUCCGUAUUUGGCAGAGUUAUGCAGAUAGGCAGCAGAGAAACUGCAUUUACCUAUUCCAUUAGUGCAGCCGGAGUGGUGAACGCAGUAAGCCGGGCUUGCCGAGAGGGGGAGCUCUCCACUUGUGGCUGUAGUAGGGCUGUGAGACCUAAGGAUUUGCCCAGGGACUGGCUAUGGGGCGGUUGUGGGGACAAUUUAGAUUAUGGUUUAAGGUUUGCUAAGGAAUUUGUGGAUGCUCGGGAAAGAGAGAAAAUAUAUCAGAAAGGAUCAUAUGAGAGUGCAAGGACUUUAAUGAAUCUUCACAACAAUGACGCUGGAAGAAAAGCAGUAAGUGUCCUGGCUGAUGUUGCCUGUAAGUGUCAUGGAGUAUCUGGUUCCUGUAGUUUAAAGACCUGCUGGCUACAACUUGCUGACUUCCGCAAAGUGGGAGACCUGUUAAAAGAGAAAUAUGACAGUGCCGCUGCUAUGAAAUUGAACAGCAGAGGGAAGCUGGUUCAAGUCAACAACAAAUUUAACCCUCCAACCACGAACGAUCUGGUUUAUAUUGACCCUAGCCCUGACUAUUGUGUUCGCAAUGAAAGUACUGGGUCUUUGGGGACCCAGGGAAGGUUGUGCAAUAAGACCUCUGAGGGCAUGGACGGGUGCGAGCUUAUGUGCUGCGGAAGGGGCUAUGACCAGUUUAAAACUGUGCAGACUGAAAGGUGUCACUGCAAAUUUCAUUGGUGCUGUUACGUCAAAUGCAAGAAAUGCACCGAAAUAGUCGAUCAGUUUGUAUGUAAGUAAAGCUCAAAGCAGAGAACUAUGAACAAUAUCAAAUAUCGGCCUUUAUUUAUAAAGAUCACUUAGAAGUUGCAGACAGAAGGCAACCGGAUCCAUUCUCCUUAUAUCACACAACUGCUUUGGAUAAAAGAACAAAAAAAAAAUGAACUGAAAAUAUUUAUUUAGAGAAAUAAAGACUUUAAAGGUAUAUAAUUAGAGGGACUAAGACUUAAGUGCACAGGAUUUAUGAUAUGUACAAAAGGUAAAAAAAACAAGUUUUUAUAUGGAGAUCUGAGAAUUCAAGUAUAUCAAAUGAACAAAACAUAGACCUUGAUUCUUCAAGCUGAGUAAUCAAUCCAGUAUUUUGGUUUCUUUCAUAGAAGAAUGUUGCCAUAAUGUGUUAAUACAUAGCUUUCUGAUAUUUCCCAGUAACAUUAUAUUGUUUUACUAAAUACUACUAUUCAAAGAGUAAAGACCUCUAGCAAAGCUGGAGAGGUAAUGUGUAUGUUGCAAUACAUUUUAUAUAUAAUCUGUUUUUUUUUAAUACCUGUAAUAUAUACUACACCUGGUACUUUGAGGCUUAUUUACAGUAAUGGAAAAAAAAAAAUUACAAGUCAAUUUAUUCCAGAAUGCUAGAACACUUCCUAUAUAUAUAUGACAUGACAAGAAUAGAAAAAUAGUCACUAUUUUUAUUGAAUAGCUUUAUAAACAUUUGGAGACAAAAAUCCCAGGUACUUUGCAAUUAAAUCGCUAUUUAUAUCCAAACAUUUAUUUUUUUAUUUUACUUAUCCAAAAUUUAAAGUAAAAAUAUUCCAGUUUUCAGUUAUGUUACAGAGUAAAAGCCAUUGUCAUUUAAACAUUUAUAUACCGUUGUCAUGCUUUUCAUACUAUUUUACACUAAACAGCGUGGUUACACUUAUGGGAAAUUGUGGUCUGCUGUUGUCUAUUUCAAAGCUUUUGUGAGCAAACGUGUAUAUAUAUUCUUAAAUACUGCCAGUAAUUAAAUGUACGUAUUUAUUUACACAUUUACUUAGGGGACUUUCUUUUUUUUAUGCAUAUUGACAUUUUUGGAUUUUUAUUUUGAAAAAUCCUUGGACAUUUUUAUGGAUACAUUUUUAGAAUUUGGUGUCAGUUUUUGAAGGGGUUGGUUAUAAUACUUAAAGCACAUAUAGAUAAGUUUAUGGGGCACCUGGGUAUAGGAGAAAGAGGUAUUGUGUCUUUUUUUUUUCUCACUAAAAUGCAAUGCACUUGUACCCAUUAUGUAAUAGUAUUCCUGUCUCCUUAAACUUUCCAGGAGGGCAUUAAAAUUAUUAAAAUAAUGAAAGUUUAGAAGAAACCAAAUAUCCAAGUUAAAAUCCACCUUUGUACUUUAAUUCAAUGUAUAAAAGUUGCAUACAAUGACAUUUUUAUUCAUUACUAAAUACCAGAAUAAAUCACCCAUUUCCCCUCAUAAAUCACAUCAAAUUGAAAGCAUGACAUUCAGUGAUUAGUUAAUGUACCGUUUAAUUUCACAAAAUAUUUCUUUAGAAAUUGUCCCCUUCUCGGUUUCAUUAUAGUGCUUUAUGGUAAUUCUUAAUUUAUUUUUCUUGCAUAAAGGUUGUAGAAAGUUACACAAUGCAUAGUAACAUUAGGAAAAUAAGCACUAAUUGAAUGAAAAUAAUGUUUCCUGUUUAGUUUUAUAUUGAAAACGAAUAUGCCUUUUUAUUUUGUUUUGACAGCAUUUUUACUAUUUUUUUAUAGCAUUUUUCCCCCCCAAAAUAACUUUACCUAUUCAGACUAUACAUUUUAAUUAUUUAAUGUAAAAUAUUUUACUUGUCAUCAAGAAAUGUAAAUCUAUGUUCUUUUCUUUGUAUCUUGUACAUUUAAUGUACAUAUGUUGAUGCCCUAUUUGAUUUGUAUAUUUCACUGACUAAAAAUUUUUUUCCUAAAGAGGUACAUGGCAUAUGCUUCCAUGAAAGAUAGUAUAUAAAAUAAAAAAAAUGGUUAUUAUUA